AUUUGAAAGGAAUGACAUUUUCUUCUAUUAUAUCUGCUAAUUUCAUUUAGAGUUUAGGCGAUAUAAUGUUUCUUUAAGUAUCAAUACCAAUGAAAGAUUGUUUAUUUGGAUGCGUGGAUGAAAAUGAUGAUGUCGGUUGUGAUAUAACGUUCGAAUUAAGUAGAUGGCGCCAUCUUAACUUUAUAGUUAAGAAUCAGCUGAUCGAGUGAAAUAUUGGUGCUUAUGUCUCUCAGUUGACUACUAUUUCAUUUCACUGUUUUCAAGAAAAAGUUGUCAUUCAUUGGAUCAUAAACAGAGAAACAAACGAGGUUUAAACGAACCCGAUCUAUUAUAAUAACUAUGUUCGGUCGUGUGUUUAUGUCAAAUUUUCGUAAUAUUUCGCUUCUAUCGAGGGUAUGGAAUGGACCCAACAGGGUAUUGGCUGGUAGAAAUGCUGAACAAAAAAUGAUAUCAAUUCUAAGAAACAAAUUUCCUGAAGCUAAACUUAUAGAAGUUAAUGAUGUCUCAGGAGGAUGUGGUGCAAUGUUUGAAAUAAAUGUUAUUGCACCAGAAUUCAAAGGAUUGAACACUAUUAAGCAGCAUCGAUUAAUUAAUGAUGCCCUUAAGGAAGAGAUUAAGGAUAUGCAUGGAGUAAGAAUAUAUACAAGUGUUCCUGAAACUUAGAUUAUUUGUUAUUUUUUACAAAACUAUUUCUUAUAUAAUGUAGAUGUAUAAUUAAACUGUAUAAAGUUUUGUAAAUUUUGCAUAUAAAUAUUCAUAUAUACAUCUAGCAAUAUUUAUUUGUGUUCACAUAUAUAUAAAAUUCAAUGUUUAUUUCAAGAUUUUUAAUAAUAUGAAUCAUCUAUAUGCAUAAUAAAAAUGUGUACAAUAAAUGACUUACAUAAAUAAA
This is a messenger RNA of Bombus pascuorum, 889 nucleotides long. RefSeq names its product bolA-like protein 3. Lineage: Eukaryota; Metazoa; Arthropoda; Insecta; Hymenoptera; Apidae. The transcript is spliced from 5 exons. Bases 340 to 663 code for a protein of 107 amino acids. The record is from RefSeq and is a predicted model, not a curated record.